Saprolegnia diclina VS20 is the source of this 1238-nucleotide messenger RNA. RefSeq lists its product as hypothetical. NCBI's taxonomy places the organism in Eukaryota, Oomycota, Saprolegniomycetes, Saprolegniales, Saprolegniaceae. Bases 9 to 1184 code for a protein of 391 amino acids. Gene Ontology annotation, molecular function: lipid binding; metal ion binding. The record is from RefSeq and is a predicted model, not a curated record. The transcript has 4 exons.
UUGCCAACAUGCGAUCGAGUCGCAAGCUCGAGCGACCGGCGAGCUUCGCCGACGCCAAGCCGCUGCAAGAGUCGGAGCGGCUCUUCCUCGAGACGAUCGCGGCCGACGCCUUUGAGCAGUUUCUCUCGUCAGCGAUGGAGCGGUCGCCGGUCUGGUCGCUCCUCGGCGACUUCAACCACGUGACUGUCUACGAAGGCCCGGCGCUGCCGUCCGAAGACCGCAUUGUGCCGUACCGUGGGUCGCUCUCGCUCAACGGAUCGCUCGACGAAGUCCGCGCGAUGCUGAGCAACCUCACGGCCGAUCAAAUGGCGUUCACGCAAGAGCACCACAAUGACGGCAUGCUCGACAUGGCGAUCCUCCACCACGUUCUCGAGCCGUCGCUCCGCGACCCGUUCCGGCACGUCGUCGUGCGCUGGUUCGUCCUCGAGUGCCCCAAGCCGCUCUACCACCGCGACUUUUGCGUGCUCGAGACGCAAAAAGAAUGGCUCUUGCCCGGUGGGCGGCGGGCGUGGGCCAUUGCACAGCACUCGGUGACGCUACCGACAUGUCCAGACCUGAAAUCCAACCUCAUGGUGGUCCGCGGCUCCAUGUACAACAGCGGGCUUGUCUUUCUCGAGAGCGAUGUACCCGGCGUCCUGAACGUACACUCGCACAUGGAGGUCAACCUCAAGGGCGCGAUGCCCUCGUGGCUCUACAAGAGCAUUCUCAAGCGGCACGUGGCCCGCAUCGGCUACAUAGCGUCGACGAUCCACGAGUUUCGCUUGGCCGAGUGCGUCCAGAGCUACUUCGUGGUGAUGGUGCCGCUCCGCGAGCGGACGCACUGUACGCAGUGCCUCAAGCGCUUCCACACGCUGCGGCGCAAGUGGAACUGCCGGACGUGCGGCGAAGUGUUUUGCUACAAAUGCACGAGCAGCUUUGAGCCCAAGGGCCACAAGACCAAGCGCGACCAGCGCGUCUGCUCGUUCUGCGCCAAGUUUAUUCGAGAGCAGAGCACGAGUUCGAUCCGGAAGAACGUGUUUAGCGACCUCUGCCUGCACAUGUCCCCCGGUUACCAAGGCUUGUCGCCAACGUACGAUGAUGAAUCUUCCAUGCCACACCGGCAGCGCAAAUUGCGCCUCUCGCAAGACGACAUGCGCCGACUCAUGAAGGCCACCGACUCGGACCCGUGCAUGCGCAGCUACUAGCGUCUCCAUGUUGCUGCUGUCUCUGUAAAUGCGACGCGUCUAUUGUGUAUGCGU